Molecule: messenger RNA, 1233 nt
Organism: Psylliodes chrysocephalus
Lineage: Eukaryota; Metazoa; Arthropoda; Insecta; Coleoptera; Chrysomelidae
Source: the annotation of a GenBank genome assembly
AUGGCUCCAAAAAAUAAUAAACGUGGAUUGAGAAAAAAAGCGUUUCUGAAAAGCACGAAAACAAAACAAAUCAGCAGCAGUAUGGCUGAAGAAAUUGAUCAUACAGAAGAUAUAGAAGAUAAUUCAACAAAAAAAAUACGAAAUACAGAAAAAAAUGAUAAGCUAUCUUUAAAAAUGGAUACGUCUAAAAAAUCAAGGAUCGAAAUUUUAGGAGAAGUUUUGUUACUUCUUAAAACAGACGAUUCUAAAAAUAAAUUCAAAUCAACAUUGGCAAGUAUGUUCAAACUUAUGGAUAUCGAGGAUCCAAGAAAAAGGGCCAUACAUUGGAUUUUGACUACUUUUAUGAACAACUUAAAAGACCUCAAUGAAACUCAAGAUUUAACUUAUUUCGCUGAAACAUGUUUUGAUUUAUUGUUGCCGAAACAACUAUUAAAUAUUCUAACAACUGAAAAUGACACUAUUAAAGAAGGAUUGGAGAUUGGAGCGGGUGGCUUUGGAAUUAUUAGAAAAGGAACUUUUUGUUUAAAUAAUGGUUCAGAGAAAAUUGUGGCUGUUAAAUCACCUAAUAAAGUAGAUUAUAAACUAGGUAUACGACGAGAAGCAAUAAUACACAGUCAGCUUGACCAUCCCAACAUUGUUAAAAUGAUAGCUUUUCAAAAGAAACCCACGAAAUUAGUCAUGGAAUUUAUGGAAAACCAAAGUUUACGAGAAGUUUUAAUGUAUCACUCUGAUUGUACAGAAUAUUUUUACGCAUGGAUAAUUCAAAUAAUUAGCGCCAUGGAAUAUAUCUCUGACAAGCAAAUUGUACAUCGAGAUUUGGCCACAAAGAAUGUUUUCGUAAAUUCAAAGAUGUCCUGUAAAGUUGGCGAUUUUGGAUUGAGCUGUUUUGUGGGCUACAACAACGGCGUUUACGAGGAAAAGAUGGGUGAACUGCAAAAUCACAAUACUUCUCCGGAAUCAAGAGUAACCCAAUGUUUUACCACUAAAUCAGAUGUCUGGGCGAUGGGAUUGUUAAUGUGGGAGAUGUAUUUUUUAGAACAGUCCAAAUAUAUGUAUGAAACUGAAUUAAUGUUUAUGCUAUUUAAUUGUAUGUUCAAGCGCCCAUCAAAUUGUCCAACAGGUCUGUUUAACUAUAUAAUACAUAAAAUAUGCAUCGAUGAUCCUGACAGUCGUCCAACUUUUACUGAAAUCAAGGAAUUUUUAGUAUCGAAUGAACAUAUUUUUUUCAAUUGA